GACGAUGCAGGAAAACAGCAAGAUGGAGUUGACCGAUCCCACAAGCUGCUCGAGCAGCAGGGACCAAAGAGCCAUUAACAGAAACAUCAAGCGCGGCCAUGACUCGCCGUCCGUGAUCGCGGCCGGGAUCACUACAUGCCCAACAAAACGGAGACGCGAGACUUUUGACGAAAUGUGGCAACGCAGGAUUAAGAGAGAGGUAGAGCUAUGGCUCGCGGAGGCUACUGAUGAGGAGGGAGACUGCCAUGACCUUCCCGACCGAGUCGUUCUCCCUUACCAGGAGAAACCAUUCGGCCAGUUUUUCAUGGGCGAUGACGGCGAGCUGGCCCUGUUUGCUGCCGGAGCCGCUCCAAGCGUGCCUGACAGCGUCGUCUCGCUUGCUUUGUUCGAUGGAGAUGUGAUGUUGUUCGCAUGCUCGGGGGUAGCUCUGCCACAGGAGGCCGGGGCUGCAGGGAGAAACCUAACUAUAUUUCUCACCUCGGCACGUCUGGUUAGAGAAUUUAUUGACAAGAGAAACAAAGAUGAUAAAUUAAGGGUUGAGGUGCGCCUUCCUGAUAAUAGAGCUACCGAUGGCUUCUUGGGACUAUAUGAUGACCAUAUUGCGAUUGUCACGUCCUUCGACUACCUCACUACCAAUCCUGUAGAUCUCAAUCAUCAGUCACCUAGCCAGCCUUCUACUAGUACUCUUACCAGACAAAUGAUAGCUUUUAGGCGUGCCUUCAACUCGGGCAAAUUGAUGGCACAAGAGCUGACACCGGUUAUUUCUAUUGUCAGUGAUGAUCUUGAUCAACCUCGCGAGGUCCUUUUUCCAGAUUUCACAGAGGCUGCAUUUGGAGGGCCACUUACUGAUGCUAAUGGUAAAUUUCUUGGGGUGAUACACGAUCAUGUUCAUGACAUGGAGAAGACAUCGUUUCUACCGCUAACGUUUCUUCGUCUACGCUUAAAGCAUUUUGGGAUACUCAUGCAAGAUGACCGAGAUACAACUGAGGUAGCAGGUGCACGAUCUCUUAAGACCACUACAAUACACACAGUUUUCUUUGCGGACAUUCUUUUCCCGGCCUCAUCUUCUCCUCCAUUUCAGAUUGCUACAUAUAUCAACCACUGUGUGCACUGUGCAGAGUACCAUGCCAAUACUAUCAUGGUGCAUAUCAACCUGAACUCAUAUUGA
Molecule: messenger RNA, 1168 nt
Organism: Lolium rigidum
Lineage: Eukaryota; Viridiplantae; Streptophyta; Magnoliopsida; Poales; Poaceae
Exons: 8
Coding region: 5-1168 (387 amino acids)
Source: RefSeq, a predicted model, not a curated record